AUGAGGGCUCCCGUGGUCCUGAUUGGGAGCUUGUGCUCCUUGAUACUUUUACCAGGUUUACCGGAUGCCAAAUCUCUGAUGAAGAUCAUAAAACAGGAGGGGUUGGAACCAGCUGGGGUGAGUGCUGUCACUGUCCACCCGGACGAGGCUCAUGGGUUCCUGUCUCGUUCUCGGCCCAAACGCAACGUCGACCCCAAGUGGUACCACAACAGCCCAGACUUUCAGGCCUACUACCGCUACUACAACAGCAUUGGACACACAGAGGGGCUCUAUGAGAUUGACCGGAUCAGGAUGCUGUACCAGCAGAUGCGACAGUUGGAGCACCUCUACGGACCCAAUGCAUCCUUCUACCAGAGCAUGCUGGGCGUGCGUACUCCGAAGUGCGACCCAUCAAAGGACAAGAAGUGUAAAGCCACAGCUGCAACAGCAACAUCCCCAGCCCCACGUCCACCUCCACCCCUCUCUCAGGCAAAUGUUAUCCAUCUGUGCAACCCCAAGGAUCCGUUGUGCAAGCCCAGUAUUGUUUACCUGCCCACGGGGGCUGUCCCCGUUCUCUGUGACCCCCGGUACCACCCUGCUUGUCAGCCUAAAGACGAGGCCCUGGCAUCCGCCACUCCAUCCCCUCCUCUGAAAAAACCCCCUCCGCCUCCUCCUCCAUCCCUUCCCAAGAAAUCUUCAGCACCUCCCCCUCGUAAAAAAUCUGUCCCACCUCCACCUCCCGCUCCACCCGCUCCCAUCCGUUCCUAUAAAGGGAUGGAGUACGACUGCGACCCUUACUGGGACCCCGACUGCCUGAUUGACCACCCACCCAGGCCCAUCAAAGGGAAAACUGUUAAAUCGCCACCCGUAGAGGAUGACGAGGAGGAUGAAGCAGCUGAGGAAGAGCCAGAGCUGCCAAAUCAGGAACCCUUUGAGGAAGGCAAAAAAUCAGUCCCAUAUCCAUACUACUACCAUCAAGACCUGUAUGACCCUUACCGCUUCUCAUACCCAGCCCCCAAAAACCAGUAG
Scleropages formosus (Asian bonytongue) is the source of this 1008-nucleotide messenger RNA. RefSeq names its product actinodin4 (gene and4). The transcript is spliced from 4 exons. Lineage: Eukaryota; Metazoa; Chordata; Actinopteri; Osteoglossiformes; Osteoglossidae. The coding region runs from base 1 to 1008 and encodes 335 amino acids. The record is from RefSeq and is a predicted model, not a curated record.